This is a messenger RNA of Paramecium sonneborni, 1005 nucleotides long. NCBI's taxonomy places the organism in Eukaryota, Ciliophora, Oligohymenophorea, Peniculida, Parameciidae. The record is from the annotation of a GenBank genome assembly.
AUGAGUCAAUUUUAUGAAAACCAAAGUUCCAGUUAAACUUAGAUUAGGUAUUACUACCAAUGCUAUCUAAAGACAGAAAACAGCUUUGGAAAAUAUUAUCAAUUAAAAAAAUAAACCAAAAUCAAAAUAGCCAUCCAGAAAUCAAAUUCUUAUUAAACAAUCUAAACCUUAGACCUGCAUAGAUAUAUCUUAGAAUAAUAUUUCUAGUCCAAAAUAAGAUUAAAAUAUAGUUAAAACAUCUUUGCUUUAAGAUAUUGGCAAUAUUGAUUUAGAAAUUCAAAAAAUGACACAUGAAUAUUAAACACCUGUUAAUAAAACUUUGAUUAGGAAUUCUAAUAAUGAAUUUAAUAAUAUUAAAGUUAUUACUCAUCAAUUAAAUAAAAUAGAUGUUACGAAGUCAGAUUAGAAAAUUUUAAAUUCUCAUGAUAAUUAAUAAACUAAACCUAAUCAAUUUUCUGAAAUUUCAUAUUCAAAAUUAGCAGAAUCUAUGAAGAAUUAUUCAAACUAAAAAAAAGUAGUUGAAGUUAAAAUUACAGAUAAACCUAAAAUCAAACCCUAUAAUAUUCUAUCAACUAAAAAUUAAUCUGAACUCCACAUUAAAUAAAUUAAAACUAAUGAAAUUAAUAACUCAUAAAAUUUAAUGAAGUAAUUUCAUUUUUUUCAUAUUUUAGACCUGUAAAGACUAAAAUUGAUAGAUUAUCUUCAAAAAUUAAUUCAGAAAGAAAUAAACCUUCUUAAAUUAAACCAAUUUUAAAGUAGACCUCUUUUCAUGCAUAAAAAAUUUGUUCAACUUAAGUUAAUUUGAAUCCAAAUGUAAUUCAAAUCUUAUAAUAUAAGAUUUCUAAUCCUGUGUAUAAUGAAAUUAAGAAUAAUAUUAAUGAUGAUCAUAACUUAGAUAAAGCUGUUAAAAUUUAUAAUACUUUAAAACAACUAGUUAAUUAAAAUUCUAUAUUUCAACAUAAAGUAAAUAAAUAAAAAGAACAUAAAAAUCAAAUGCAUCUAUGA